AUGAAAUUAGAAAGACCUCAUUUAAUUUGGCACGGAAAAUAUUAAAGAAUUCUAACUUUAGACAUCCAUCCUUUUAUAAAUUUAUUAGUUACAGGAGGUUCUGACGACGAAGUUUAUGAAGGAGAAGAUUUAGAAUUAGAAGAAGAAAUAGGAUUUAUAAAGUAUUCCAAAACUAAUUAUUUUAUUUUAUAUUUAAAAAAAAAAAAAAAAAAAAUAGAGCCGCCUGUAACAUUUAUAAGGGCUUUAAAAAAACAUUCUAACCCUGUAAAUUGUCUAAGAUUUUCUCCAAACGGAUAAUAUAUGGCAUCUGGAUCAGAUGAUCAUAAAAUUGUAAUCUGGAAAAUUGAAAGAAGCUUCUAAAAUAUAUGUAGUAGUUAAAAAAUAUUUAAUUUAGUAGCCGUCCAUAUAUUAGAAGGUCAUAAUAAAGAAGUUUGCGAUUUAAGAUGGUUUUCUGACAAUAUACAUUUAAUAUCCGGUGGAAUGGAUUAAAGAGCUUAUAUUUGGGAUACAAAAUAAGGCGUAAUAAAAUAAACAAUAAUUGGUGGACACAAAAGUUACAUAUAAGGUGUAGCAGUAGACCCUAAAAUGAAAUAUUGUGUUACUUUAGGUAACGAUAGAUAAGCGAAAGUAUGGCGAAAAUUGAAAGCAACAAACAAGAAGAAAAAUAUAUUCGAAUAUAUCCCUUCAAACACUAUAAAAAGAUUGCCUUUUUAAGACACAAAUGAGCUAAUUCCUUCUGAGGAAGAAGAGGAAAAUUAAUCAAACGGAAAUUAGGUUGAAGCUUAAAAUAAUUAAUAUUUGUCAUAUGGUCUUUUCCUUUCGGAAAGAUAAUUAAAUAGUUUUUUUAAAAGACCAGAUUGGAGUCCUGAUGGGUCUUUUUUUUUAAUUCCGGCGGCAUUUUAUUAGGAAAAAAGAGAUUCAAAAAUUGAAAUGUGUGUGUAUUUAUAUAGGAGAAAUGUUCUUAAUAAGCCGUCUCUUAUACUUUCUACGAAUAAUAAACCAGCUAUAUGUAUUAGGUUCUGUUAGAAAAUUUUCUAAAAAAAAGAAGGGGCGUUUAGUAUUGUGGAUAUUCCAUAUACUAUUGUAUUCGCCAUUAGUACAAUUGAUAGUGUUAUUGUUUAUUCGACAGAAUCUCUUACUCCUUUAGCAGUAGCGGGGAAUAUACAUUAUGCCAUUAUUAAUGAUAUGGUAUUCUUUUAAAAUUAGUCUUUGAUAAUAUGUAGUUCGGAUGGACUCUGUUCAUUUAUUUUCUUUGAAGAAGGGGAAUUAGGGGAACCUUUGAAUAGUUUAGAAGUGGAUUAAGAACUUUAAUAAAUUUUAUUUUAAGAAAGUUUUUAUCCUAUUGAUUUAUUAAAGUCAGUUGUUUAUCCGAAAAAAACUUAAGAAUUUAUUAGAAAUAUCAUAAAUAAUUAAAAAAGUUUGGUAUAAUCAAAGGACAUAAAGAGUUUGGAAAAAAAUAAUUAAGAAGAAGAUGCUGAAUAUGUUGUUGAGAAAUUCAAUAUGGAUAUUUUAAAUGAUGAAGUUCAGAUUAAUACGAAGCCUUAAGAAAUUAAAUAUAAAGUUAAUGAAGCGGGAGAAUAGAAAAAAGUUAUUGUGCCUAAAAUUAUUAAAAAAUAUUGA
This is a messenger RNA of Ichthyophthirius multifiliis, 1620 nucleotides long. RefSeq lists its product as hypothetical. Lineage: Eukaryota; Ciliophora; Oligohymenophorea; Hymenostomatida. The record is from RefSeq and is a predicted model, not a curated record. Gene Ontology annotation, cellular component: CAF-1 complex; nucleus. Gene Ontology annotation, molecular function: protein binding. The transcript is spliced from 4 exons. Gene Ontology annotation, biological process: DNA replication-dependent chromatin assembly; nucleosome assembly.